CUGUUUCAACAAAUCAACAAAAAUAGUGUAGUGUUUCAACUAAGUUUCAUACUUUCUCAUAAAUAUAUAAAUUUUUAUUAAUACAUCUGCCUUAAUAUCAGUCUUUGGUGCAUUAGAUCGAAAACCAAUGCAAAUAUAAACACCCAACUCCAUAAAAACCACGGCAACGCAAAAUACGUAUGCAACAAAACUUGAUAAGCAAAGUGAUUUAUAAGAACUUAAAAACACAGUCAUGAAACUGCGCAUUCAACCGCAAUAAUGGCAUAAAGGUCACCUGGACCACAAAUUGCAAGGCCAAACAAUGUUUAAUGAACUGCAUCAAAGUGUAUAUUCGAGCCUACACUAUUUUUGAAUAGAAAAAUCACAUAUAUAGAUAUAACACUAGAUCGUUGGCUAACGGGGGGAACGUUAAGUAACAUGACGUCAUCGAUUUAAAGAAAUGUUUGAAUAAAGCACGUCAAUAAGGAACGUAACUAAGUACCAUUUAAGCCUCGUUAAAAAUUAAAGAGAUAGCUAUAGGCUAAACGCCGAUACCAAAGCCAAAGGCAAUGGAUCCCGCGAUAGGAAAUAUCCAUACUUCUCGUCUUCCUGGACCGGCGAUAAAUACAGUUGUCGAAAAUUCAGAUGAGCCUCAACCCAGUUUGUCGGAUUUGCAUGAUUUUGAACCUAAGUUAGAGUUUGAUGAUACAGAAUUACUAUCACCAGCACCGUUACAGAAGGAUGUUAUGGUUGAUGAUUUUGUGUUGACUGAAGGGGAGGAGAUUGAGCCAGCAGAAAUAGUAAAUCCAUUGGAAGACGAUUUUGAAGAUCAGUUGAGAGAGGAACUGUCGGAAAGUAUUGUAAACGUUAAAAAUAUAUGCGAUUUUCUUGGAACUGACAAGCAGGGCAGACAUAUUUUUGCAAUUUAUGCUUCACGAUUUCCAGAGAAAUCACAAAUGGAAAAAUUCAUCUGUGAUGUUAUAAAAGAAAUUGAACCAUUUGUGGAAAAUGAUUACAUUCUCGUCUACUUUCAUCAAGGCCUAAGGAAGGAUAGCAAACCUUCAGCGCAAUUGCUGUGGAAUUCAUAUACAGAAUUGAAUCGCAAUUUUCGCAAGAAUCUCAAAAAUUUAUACGUUGUGCAUCCCACAUUAUUUAUACGCUUUGUAUGGAAAUUUUUUAGCCCAUUCAUCAGCGACAAGUUUCGUCAAAAACUUGUAUAUAUAUCUAGUUUGGAUGAAUUACGCCAAGCAUUGGGUCUAUCAAAGAUAAAAGUACCAGAUAGUGUCUGUGAUUUUGAUGAACAGUUAAACCUUCGUGGUAGAAGCUAUUCGGGCAGCUUUGGCUACGGCCACGGCAGUGGAAGCAGCAGCGCAGGAAGACAAAUGGCCAAUACAACACAAUUUGGCGCACCACUUAAAUUUAUUGUAACCAAUAGUCCAUGUUUAAACUCCAUACCACCAAUAGUACGCAAAUGUGUGGACUCGCUUUCUAUGACCGGUAUGAUCGACACAGAGGGCAUAUUUCGUCGGUCAGGCAAUCAUACCGAAAUAAUUGCAUUAAAGGAACGUGUGAAUCGUGGCGAAGACGUGGAUUUGUCAAAAACCAAUGUGCACGUAAUUGCCGGCUUGUUAAAAAGUUUUCUACGCGAUCUCAGCGAACCUUUACUCACUUUCGAGCUAUACGAUGACAUUACGAGUUUCUUAGAUUGGCCAAAAGAGGAGCGAUCACGUAAUGUGACGCAGCUAAUUAGAGAAAAGUUACCUGAAGAAAACUAUGAGCUUUUCAAGUACUUAGUAGAGUUUCUAGUCCGCGUUAUGGAAUGUGAGGACCUAAACAAAAUGACAUCUUCGAAUUUGGCUAUUGUAUUUGGUCCAAACUUUCUGUGGUCGAACAGGAAUAACACCACGCUGGAGGAUAUCCGACCGAUAAAUGCGUUCAUUGACUUUGUGCUGCAAAACCACAAAAACAUUUAUCUGAUCGAUGUAAACCAACGCCAUACAUCCAUCGAUUGAGCUAAGAAAUGAGAUCGUGCACGACGCACAAAAAAUCAUUAAACUGUGCAUUUUAAUGUAGGUUUAAGAAUUGGCGCCAGGCUUCAAGUUUGUCGGUGCAACUAUUUGUAUUAUUUAGUAGAACAUGAAAUAAGAUUUCGUCAUAUUUAGUUUUUAACAUAGAAAGAAAUUAAGAUAACUAAAAAAAAUGUUUUUAGGCAUUAUAUGCUUAGAUAUUUAAUAUGUACUUGCACUUUUAAAGAUUGUUUCAAACCUAAGUACAUUCUCAAGAUGCAGCGGAAACUAGCGAAAAAAAGGUACAUGAAGGUACAAAAAUCGAACAUUUCUGAUGUCAAAGUUAGUUGCGUUCGAUAACAUAAAAAUUUGUAAUAGUCAUUCCUAAUGUUUCAAGUAAGAGUUUGAUAACGCCAAAAAAUUAUACAUCCCAUAAGAAUUGGGAGAGAAAAGUAAGAGUUCGCUGCAAGACAGACGCUCAUUUUGGCUGAAGAAAUUUUAGUCAGCAAAAACCAUCCAUCACAAAAAUAUAUGACUUUUAUUAGCUAAUAUUGUACUUUUUGUAAAGAAAUUAAUUUUUUGGUGAAUCUGGUAUUUUAUAUACUUCUGCCUUUGCGUUCAGUAACGAUAAAUUUAACAACAAAAAGUGAGGGUAUAAAGCAUAUUUAUGAUAAUUUUUUUAUUACAACGAAAAUUUAUAAACCAUAUCAGCUGAUAUCUCUGCUUCUACCGAUUUUUGCAAGUGAUUACAAAUUUUCCGUACGUUUUUUGCUUUUUCUUCUCUUGGGGAGAUAAUUUUUUAUUACGGAUUGAUGGCUAAUUUUGUUAUCGAACACAACUAGCAUCACAACCAUCGCCCCUCUACAAGCGAGUAUCUGCAUAUCGUAGCGUUUGCUACGACAUUGACGAGAGUGUCAGGUCUCAAAGUAAUUGGCAAACUAACAGAGACUGCGAGAAACAGACACGAAUUUACUGACAUCGUUAAUAAUAUGACUUGGCAACCGUGUGACUAAAGUCAAAAUAUUGUUUGCAUGUAAUCGCGAAUAUCCAGCAUUAAUACGAGGAGCAAGAAGAAGAAUUUCGGACGCAACUAUAUUUUAUGUACCUUUAUCUCUUCAAAUACAUUGUUAUUUUAUAUCAUUUUAACCAAAGAUAUUCAUGCAAAGCAGAUUUUAUUAAAUGUUUUAACUACUUUAUACUUACUAA
Molecule: messenger RNA, 3191 nt
Organism: Anastrepha ludens (Mexican fruit fly)
Lineage: Eukaryota; Metazoa; Arthropoda; Insecta; Diptera; Tephritidae
Gene: RhoGAP68F
Product: rho GTPase-activating protein 68F
Exons: 9
Coding region: 549-1991 (480 amino acids)
Biological process (GO): negative regulation of endocytic recycling; small GTPase-mediated signal transduction
Cellular component (GO): cytoplasm
Molecular function (GO): GTPase activator activity
Source: RefSeq, a predicted model, not a curated record